UAAUUCAUCCAUUCCCAUAACAACAACGGUUUGUUGACAGUGAACUAACUAAUCACUGACAAUCCUUCGGAGGUUAGAAGUCAAAAUAUCAAAAUUUUAUUGUGCAUUACGUUUAUCGCAUUUUGGAUAUUCAGGUUUCAAAAUGACCAGUUUGGACUCUAAAUGCGAAAUAAAACAAUGCCUGGAUCCGACCGUCGACAUCUCGCACUACUGCGAAGAAGAUUCCGAAAAAUCGUUUGCAGAAAUCAUCGGGUGUAUCGAAAACUUGAUAAUAAGCGACCAGUUUUACGAAAUCCAGAGUAGAUUCCUUGAAGAGUACUACGGGGAGUUCGAGGAUGAGGAGGAAAACCGCCUAAUUUACAUGGACAUUUUCAAAAACUACUUGGAAACGGUCGAGAAGUAUAUUGAGGAGGAACUGUUGAAAAAAAUUCCGGAGUUUAGUUUGAAGACUUUCGAGAGUCAACUGGAGCAAAGAUCUAACGAGUUAGAUGGGGAAGUUUACGAAAUGUUGUCCACUUUUUGGAACUUCGACUCAUUCAAGUCCAUGUUUUUAGAGUAUAAAAAGUUGAAACAAGGCCACAUCGUCGACUUCAGCAAGGACAUCUUAGUAACGAAAUACCACGUAAAUGAAACGGAGUUUCUUUAGCAAAAAAACUUUUAAUACAAGACUUACAUAAAGAACAUAAUUUUAAACUAAACCUAAUGCAUUAAAAUUUCCAUUUGAACUAAGCGACUGUUAGUGUCCCCUGGUAACCUGUAAGGCAGCAUUCCAGCGUAGUUUGUUAGAGCUUUUGCUUGUUGUCUCAGAUAAGAGAGUUGCUGUAAAAAAUAGGCAAUUUGUAGUCAAAUUUUCAAUAAAUUUUCAUUCAUUUUAGGUAGA
Messenger RNA from Anthonomus grandis grandis, 880 nucleotides. RefSeq names its product ADP-ribosylation factor-like protein 2-binding protein. Bases 143 to 646 code for a protein of 167 amino acids. The transcript has 4 exons. Gene Ontology annotation, biological process: positive regulation of tyrosine phosphorylation of STAT protein; maintenance of protein location in nucleus. Lineage: Eukaryota; Metazoa; Arthropoda; Insecta; Coleoptera; Curculionidae. The record is from RefSeq and is a predicted model, not a curated record. Gene Ontology annotation, cellular component: mitochondrial intermembrane space.